UAGUAUUACGGCGAACGGAUGACUGCCGGCGAGAAAAAACAAAAAAAAACAAAGAGGUCAACAGAAAAAAUUAAUUGAAAAUGGAAUUUCAAGUAAAAAAAAAAAGUUGGUGUGGCAGCUUCUGUUUAAAAGGAAAUCCAAAAAUUGUUGGCUAUUUAAGUAUGGAUAAAAAUGGCAAGUGCAGUGAGGAUUUAUCACAAUUAAAAUAUUACAUACCACACAACGAAACAGAUGAUGUUUAUUUUUAUCUUAAUGAUGGUUAUCAUAAAGCAAUAAAAAAGAGAGUCAUACCACCUAAUAAUAUAGAUGACCUUUUGCAUUGGGUACAAAUGCAUAAUAAACUAGUAAAGAGAGUGGCAAUGAAUUUUUGCAACACGUUUCUGAAUCACGUCAAAAGUGUUGUUACUGAAGACACUGACAAGUUUAUUUACAAAUUUUCUUGGAAUCCUAAGACUCAAAGCCACAUUAAGGAAGAAAAGCUGGAGAAUACGAACAAUCAAUCGGAAUUUUCAUUCCUACCUGAAUGGUUUACUGUAAACAGCAUUCCAGAAAAAAAGUAUUAUAAUUCUGAUCGGAAAAAGCUCGUGGAAGAAAGGAAUAAGAUUGUUAUAUUUUUUAUUUGUUUACUUUUCUUUUGUUUCUACAUAUGUGUAGAUUUGUGCAACUCUUUUUAAAAGAAAAAAAUUGGGAGCAGUGCACGUAGAUACUAUUUUGUAAUAAAUUAACGAUUUCAAUGUUUCCAAAAUAUUUUU
Messenger RNA from Belonocnema kinseyi, 752 nucleotides. RefSeq lists its product as uncharacterized. NCBI's taxonomy places the organism in Eukaryota, Metazoa, Arthropoda, Insecta, Hymenoptera, Cynipidae. The transcript has 2 exons. Bases 81 to 674 code for a protein of 197 amino acids. The record is from RefSeq and is a predicted model, not a curated record.